CCGAUAUGUACGGAGCGCGGUGCAAUAAUAAUGAACAAAAAUGCAAUCUAGGUGAUUCAAGGCCUAGCGCUUUCAAUUUCUGUGUGCGAACCUUGCGCAUUGCCCUCCUAGACUCGUAGUCUCGAGUGACAGCAUCCAGGACAUCGUGAAGCGAAAUAAAAUUGAGCCCAGAGGACAGCCUCUUUGCGUUGCAAGAGUGCCUCAUAGUAUUUUCUCAUGACCUCUCUAGCUUUGUAGAUAACCGCUGACGAAUGAUCAGCUUGGUAUAGCCUGAAAGGAAGUCCUCCGGUUUCAGACGAAGGGAUUGGAUUAGCCUGGCCUUGUUGGUUUUAUGUUCCAUAGAAUAAAUAUUAUCACGGCAUGCGAAAGCCAACAACAUCCGGAUCGCGCAAAUUGAUGAUCCCCAGUGUCAGGCCCGGCUAAACCUUCCAUUCGACAGUGAGAUCAUGUGAGUGUGCAUGUGUUUGAAUCCCUGCUAAUUAGGAAUUCAAAGCAUCUACUGCGUAUAUAGUUAUAUAUGUGACCAAUAUCAAAAUCACGUCCGCAGUCCACAAAUCACGUGACUAUCAAAACCUUGUUACGUAAAUUUUGAGUUUCGCCACAAAGCACAGACCACCUACAGAUUUGCGGAAAAUAUCAAACCCAACAAGCCAACAUCACUCCAACGACGCAAGUUCGAAUCCCGUCGCGGCGAAAAAGCAGGAUGGCAGAAAAAUAUUUCUGAUAUUGAAUUUCCCCGUUAAAAGGGGGAUAAUGCAAAGAUGGCUCGGAGUUUGAGAGACCUUAUCGAAUUUUUGCUCGCGGAGAUUUCGCUCUGUGGCGAACGAGGCGCUUCUCCUACGGAUGUCCUUGCUUUUAUUGAUGACUUCUAUGCCCAAUCUGCAACCUCGAGUAAUCGCCCUGCUCAACUUGCUGGAGCUGUUGGCCGCACGCCAAAUGUGGACCGUAAGUUCAAACAAAAAGCAUGGGUAUGGCUGACCAGGCACCCAGAGGUUUCUGUUGGCCAGAACAGAGAAGGAAAUAACCUUACCCUGGAUGAGGUGAAAGGUCGGUGUGCCAAAAGCACUGCGGGGGAGCCAUUUCCCAAUUCACAAAAUACUCAAACAUCCGGAAAUGGUGGCUCUUCUGCUGCUGAAACUCAGAUACAGUCAGAUUCCGACGACACACUUCGCGUGUUCGUUUCGGAGGAACGAAUGUGGCUCGCGAUCGCUGGGCACGAGAUCGAUCAUUCAAGAAUUCCUCCUCUGGAGUUCGCUCUUUUAUCUAUAAUUGCUUCCCGGAAAUGGCAAGGGAUUAUGCAGCUGGAAUUACCUAAACUGAGCGGGCAAGAUAAGCGCUCCGUCCCAAAGCGAACAGAUUCUUUAAGCCAGAAGGGAUAUAUCGAAAAAAAAGCUAUCCAGUUUAAGUCGUCUCGUACAAGUUUAUGCACACUCCGCCAAUUUCUUCACUCGAAACCCUCAGAUAAGCCUGGUGGGAUGUCUGAGGAGAAUACGAGUCCUGCUCCGGAUGAGCUUUGCAAUGUGAUUGAGUUCCCUGUCCUCCUCGAAAAGCUAUUUCAUUUCCUGAAAGAAUUCAAAGUCAUUACACGGAGUGACUUGAAGGUAAAGCUUGGAAUGGAGGAUCACUGGCGCAGAAGGAUUUUAGGAAGGGCCAUUCGCAAGUUAGAAAGAAUAGGUUGUGUUCGUCGUGUUAGGGCAGUGUCUCAAUACUCCGAUAAGAUGAAGACUCGACAUCAGUCGGUAAUGCUUAUCCGGGAACUUACCGAUAAUGACCUUCGGAUUUUCCUCGAAGACAGCCGCACCCUGAUGACAUACUUGGAGCAGGAGGAUCUGGAUGCUGCUGAAAUGGACCAAGACCAAGGCCAACAAGAUACGAUUGAUGAAAUACCAGAGGUUAAGAGAGACGUCAGUACACCUGAAGUGGAAUAUUUGGAGCAGAUGGGACGGGUGGUACCUAGAUGGACUCCAGACCAAAUUUUGCCAAAUUUGAUAUUUGACAUUGUGCACAGAAGUGGGCAAGAAGGGAGUACUAACUACGAUAUCAACAUUGCUUGUAUGGGACCAUUUUACAGACGACCAAUCGAGUAUACAGUGAGUCGACUUGUCGAGACUUGGCAGGUUUCUCAGCCGCUUCAUCUUCGACAUCUCGCCCUGGUUCGAGAUGUAGGGCUUCGUGGCACGAUUUCGAUGUAUAUCCAUUAUUCAUUGCGAAAUUUUAGUUCACUCGUGGACGAGGGCCAAGUGUCGUGGGAAGCAGUGAAACUUUCACCGGAGGCAAAACCCAGUGUCAAAGUUCCUCCUGUUGGUGCUACAUCCCAAGUAGAUGAGCACGGUUUCCUUGUGGAUAAGAUACCAUCGAACCUCCUGAAUAAUGGUGACGCAACACUUAGAGGCUGUCUUGAGGUUGCGAAACCUUCGGAUUAUACUCCUAAGAUAUUCGACCCUGUUGUUAGACAACGUAAUGAUGGGAGUUGUGCUGUGAUUUUCCGAGGCAGGGUGUUGGGUGGAGAGCCCGAAAGAUCUUCUGUUCAUCUCGGGUUAGCCGGUUCAUCAGCCGCCGAAGCGGAGACGGCACCAAGUACUAUUUCUCGAGGACGGAAGCGUAGGGCUGUAGAAGCAGACCUUGACCGGCCAGGAGAUGUCGUGGAGGACGUUAUCGACAAAGGGAAAGUUGGGGGAUCGUCGAAACGCCAGCGAAAAGUGAAGGAAUUUGUUGAUCCUUUUGCCGGUAUGACUGAGAAAGAGAAGUUAGAAGCCCAGGGAUUCGAUGAGACUUGGACCGAAUAUAGCGUUCUUCUACUUGAACGGCCCGGAGCUGGUAUCUUUCUAACUCCACCAGGCAAACGACGACCCAUUGGGAAAGCUCGGGGUCGCCCGGGGCGAAGUCGUAUUGCUGUCGUCAAAUCAGAGAAACUGAAGGACCUUGAUUGGUUUGUUAGCCAAAAAGAUACUGAAGCUACCCCAGAUGAACCCACGGAGGAUUUGGAGACUAGUUUUGUAGCUGUCAAUAACGAGGAAGCCGUUGCGGAUCGAUCUGUAUCAUUACCUCACCAAGAAACGGAAACCUCUCAACCCCCUGCGGCCUCCUCACCACGGCUGGUUGAUCCAUCUCAAAGAGGAGAGGAUACCGAUUUUCAGGAGGUACCUCCUCUGGUUGUUGACACCGUGACUAGUGACCAAAUCGACAAUCCUCUGGUUUCUAAUAAGAGGAAAUAUACCGACAUGGAUGAUGGUGAAGAAACAUCCAUGGCACCUCAAGCCGCCGGGCUUCCGCAUAAAAAAAGGGGAAGGCAGCUACGAAAGGGCCAUCAAGCCCCGAUUCCAGGGGGUGACAAGGCUUCUGGUCGGGACGUUAGAACUAGUCCGGCCGAACCAAGUGGGCGGGAUUCCACUAUUCCCCAAGCUGGGGACGAGCCGAUGCAAACUUCACAAACUACAGCGGAGGAUGGGACCCCCGCCGCAACUAGGCGUGAGAGACAACGAAAAGUUGACGACAUCAUUGUGAGCUCUGAGCAACCAGAGUCGCCUCAGGUAGUUGAAGAUAUGCCUAGUGAGAGUAAUGGUGGACCCUCCCCUGAAGAUUUACGAUCACCCCCAACCCAGCCCUCUGCUACUACUCCUUCCCAGGAUGUAUGCGAAUCAAACGAUACACAUAAUGAUAUCCCCGAGCCCAGAGUGGAAAAUAAGGAUGCCAAAAGUAGCAAAACCCAAACCCAAACCCAAACCCCAACCCCAGAAACAGCCUCUCGCGCUUCUAAGCCCGUAUCAGUUACUACUAGUGCCAAAACCAAGACCAAGAAAAUAGAUACUCAAGGGGGAUCCAUUGCGUUUCUUCGGAGGAAGAUUGUCAUGGAUGUGGUCGAGAGCUCGGGCGGAGUGUACCCAUAUGGCACUGAGCUGUGGUACCCUUUCACUACCGCUUGGUUGAAGACUAAACAAACCGAAAGGCCAGACUUUCGCACACUUCGAAAUUCAGUGAAAUAUAUGAUCGAGAGCGGGAAACUCCGCCAACUAACUUUCAGUGGGAGGAACAGCAAAGGGCUAGUGGUUACAAAGUCCAUUAUUGCAAAACCAGAAAUUCAUGCAACGGAUCCAGCAGUCAUAGAUUUACAGAGGGCAAUAUUAUCAGCCGACCCCCAGCAAUACUUCCCCCCUGGCCCAGAGAUUGAUCCAACAAUCAGGAAGUCACAAAAAAUCACACAGCUGCCUGCAAGAAAGCUCCCCGACAUUGAAGAAGAGAUAACCGUUACUUUGCAUCAAACGCCAGCGAGAAGUCGACCCCCUGAAAUGAGGCCACCCCGGGUCCACAAACCAAAACCAGGACCCAUAAAACGGCUUCGAAGUACUAAGCGCCGAUCACAUCCAUAUUCCGUUCUAAACUGGUUAACGUCACCAAACUCGGGCCUUGCAACUGGAACACGGACAUCUGACGCUUCCAGGAGGCAUCCCCGGUCAACCGCAAGGCUGCCACCAGAUGCAAUUAUUUUCCAUACGUUCCAAUCAUUCCAUGCUCCAACCGGCACAUUUGGAACCACAUUCGCCCAUACGCAAUGGCGUAGCUUAACAACAACGGGACCCCGAUCGGGCCAGACAAUAAUGAGCUUACCCGGAGACCUUGGAGAUAUUCUUUCCAUGACGAGGAAACGUCAGCUUGAUACGUCGAAUCUCCCCGAUCCUGUUUCUACCCGGGUAUUUUCCGAAAUUGAUGCCGUAGGCAGAUGGGAAUCUAGGCACCCUGAACUAUUCGACUUGCAGCGAGCUGGAUGGAGAUACAUUAACCAUGGGAUACCGGGACCAUUCGAGAGUGCUCCUCUCGACGGCUCGAUUCGCUUUGAGGCGAAUGAAUCCCGACGGGUCUCAAAGGGACGACAAGCACCACUUGCCCAGACUCCACUUCGGACCCUGACAUCAUCAUCUGCCGGGGUAACUCCAUCAGAUCGCCCCUCCGCUCGUCAAAUCGCACCUCGUGGUCAGAGGCGGCCCGAACUACCCGUCAACAGACGUCUCGAACAAUUCCAGGAGCCCAAAGCAGAGAAACGAACACCCAAAGCAACGGCUCCGACUGUUCGAAGAAGUAGACUCAUCAAAGUUCUAUCUAGUGAUAUUGUACAAAAGCUUACCGUUGCGAUCGUUGUUGUUCGAACCUUAGCUGGUGGACUCGAGGGUAAAAUGGUUGACUGGCAGCUUGUUACAUUAGCUUUCCCAGAUCACGACCCUAAAUUAAUCAGAGAUCGCGGAAAGGCCAUCCUUUCGCGAAAUCGACUGCAAAUGUCCAAAAUGCAAAGCGAUUUUCAAGAGCGGUUUGCAGAAGCGUACGAAAAGGACCAGGUACCCCGGAUCGAUUAUGGUGACCUUCCCUCGUAUGAUUGGCAGUGGAUCGUUGAUUGGGCGAACAAGCAACUUGAAGGCCCAGGUUCAGAUAACCUUCCGAGCCUACCAGCUACCCGCCAACAAUUCAAUAGCCUCUUUGACGUUCGCCCGGAACCCGUACAAACGCUUGACGAGCUGUUCCAACAUAACGCCCCAGCGACGAUUCCGCGAAAACAAGCUUUGCUAGCUGGAACAAACUUUGUAAUCCCCGUCACUAAAGCAGGCACGAAAUGUGAGCGGCAAUGGCCAAGAAUUGAGCGCCUAAACAUGGCUAAAACCUGGGUACGAGCGAACGUGAUCACGCCGGAGGAGUCAUAUAACCCAGCCGAAGCACGACGGAUUCUCGAAUGCCUUGGUGAGGAUCUCAUUGGACAAGCGAUACAGUCACUUAUCACUGAACGGGUUAUCUCCAUGGGCAACAGGGGCCGGAUUACUCCAGGGCGAAAUUACGACGUCACAGAAUACUUCGUGCAUACAUUCGGGCGCAAACGUGCCAUCGAAGCAACCCAGCUGAAACGCGCAGUGACUUUCAAAACCACAAUCCUGGACACACAGUUACAUCUGGAAGGCAGAUGCGCCGUGAACUACGACGCUGAGGACGGCGAUAUCCUCGUGCUAAUCAACCUCUUCGCCGAGGGGCGAGUGACAAUCUGGCCCAAAAACCCGCCACGGGAUAAAUACGGGCUGACAGACGGCGGCUACCUGACGCGCCUCAUGGACAAGGGCAAGCUGCGCUUCGACGUCGACGUCCUUCCCGUCCCCGAUCGCUACAUCUACGGGAACCCUGUAAAACUGCCCCCAACAGCCCCGAGGGGCGAUAUGCCCGCCGACUUCCCCUUCUCUCCAUCCACAGGCUCUCUCCCCUUCUGCAAGAUCCCGCUCUGGUUCGAUAUCCAUGGCAACUUCGUUAAGAUGCUUUGGGAUCUGGUUGUUGCGGCAGUCGUGGGCUACCUUGCGUCUCGGCCGGGCCUCACCGCAGCUGGCAUCAGCCGUAUAUUCCAGCCACAUAUUGCCGAGUGGGAGGUGGCUUUGGUUUUGGAGUGGAUGGAAGAAGCUGGGGUCGUUGAGAGGCUGGGUGGGUUGUCUGGCUGGGCGGUGAAGGAGUGGUGGUGGAUGGUUGUUCAGAACUGAAGGGCUUAUCUUAUCAUGUACCAAGAUUGAAGCUGUUUCUAGAGUCAUGUUUGUACAUACAUGUACAAGUAUCAUAUGCAGUACUAUAGUUAUUUUAUACCUUUUGUUACCAGAAGGCUGGGCCUCUGGGGAUCUCGUUGGUAAGUAAUGUUAAAUUGCUAUGGUGAAGCGGAAACACGAACGAGAGAACAUUUCUAGUAAAUCUUGUAAAUGAAACGAUUACAAUGAAAAUCCUCAAAUCCUGAUAGUAUAUAUAUAUACAGCGUAGGUCAAAAGUCAGAGAUAUGAUCAAGUAAAGAUAUCAGAAAGAACAUGUUCGGUCCACUUGAAUUCAUGAUGCAUUAUUGAAAGUAAAAUUAGUGAAAAAACG
This is a messenger RNA of Blastomyces dermatitidis ER-3, 6870 nucleotides long. RefSeq lists its product as uncharacterized. Gene Ontology annotation, molecular function: DNA binding. The record is from RefSeq and is a predicted model, not a curated record. Bases 762 to 6500 code for a protein of 1912 amino acids. Gene Ontology annotation, cellular component: transcription factor TFIIIC complex. Gene Ontology annotation, biological process: 5S class rRNA transcription by RNA polymerase III; transcription initiation at RNA polymerase III promoter. The transcript is spliced from 4 exons. Lineage: Eukaryota; Fungi; Ascomycota; Eurotiomycetes; Onygenales; Ajellomycetaceae.